Caenorhabditis sp. 36 PRJEB53466 is the source of this 920-nucleotide messenger RNA. Lineage: Eukaryota; Metazoa; Nematoda; Chromadorea; Rhabditida; Rhabditidae. The record is from the annotation of a GenBank genome assembly.
AUGACUAUGAAGAACACUUCCAUCAAAGGAUACAACUUGAUUCGCGAACUCGGAGCCGGCUCCUACGGAGAAGUGUACUUGGUGAGCAAUUCUAAAAAUGAGACAGUCGUUCUGAAAACACUGGACGAGGAUGAUGAGACUGCUGAAAACGAGCGCGAAGCGCUGAUUGAGCUCAACGGCAUCAACGGAAUCCCACCGCUUCUCGACUACUUUCACACGAGAAAACACAAGUGCUUCAUUCUCCCACUUGGCGGCACCGAUUUGAACGCUUUACGCGCUAAAAUUCCGGGAAGAGCAUUUCCGGUGUCGAUGGUCCACAAGACGCUCUUCCACUUGGUCAAGAUUCUUCAAGACAUGAACGCACGUGGAUGGUUACAUGGAGACAUUAAAGCUGACAACCUCGUUCUGCACCGAGAGGUAAUGAAAAACAAAUCAAGCAAUUACAUAACAAUUUGUAACUGUUUCAGACGCUCCAGCUGACACUGAUCGAUUUCGGAUUUGGUUUCCGUUUCCGGGACAAAAAUGGGAAUCGCGUUGCUUGGAGAAGUCCGAUUGCCGAUGCGAUUCACUCGUCGCCCUUUGCCGAUGUCUACAAGAAGGUCACCCCUCUGGACGAUCUCAUGCAGGCUAUCUUUCUCGGACUGCAGCUCCGUUGUCUCGCCAAGUUGAUCUACGAUCAGGACUUUUCGAAGGCGAGCGCCAAGAAGCACAAGUUCAUUGCCCAGCCGAGAAUGUACCUGCCGGCAUCCGAACUGCCGAUCGUCUUCAUCUACGAGAAAAUCUUGGUCCACAAGUUCGAACAGGAGCCUGACUUUGAUGGAGUCCGCACUGCGAUCGAAGACGAGAGACGUCGUGCCGUCGGAAAGCGUCGCCCCGGAUUCGCCUACGAUGCUGUCGCCGACCUAUUGAACUUUGACUGA